Babesia bigemina is the source of this 387-nucleotide messenger RNA. RefSeq lists its product as hypothetical. The coding region runs from base 1 to 387 and encodes 128 amino acids. NCBI's taxonomy places the organism in Eukaryota, Apicomplexa, Aconoidasida, Piroplasmida, Babesiidae. The record is from RefSeq and is a predicted model, not a curated record. The transcript has a single exon.
AUGCUGCCCAAAGUGGUAACCAAUGUGCUGACCAAAGUGCUGACCUAUGUGCUGACCUAUGUGCUGACCAGAGUAAUGACCAACGUGUUGACCAAUGCCAUGACCAAAGCGGUGACCCAUGUGCUGACCAGAGUGCUGACCAAGGUGCUGACCAAAGUGGUGACCAAUGUGCUGACCAACGUGCUGACCAAUGUGGUGACCAAGAUGCUGACCAAUGCCACGACCUAUGUGCUGACCAAAGUGGUGACCAAUGCCAUGACCAACGUGCUGACCAAGGUGUUGACCAAAGUGGUGACCAAGGCCACGUACCAAAGUGCUGACCUAGUUGAUGGUUACGGCAGCGAUGACAUGGUUACGGCAGCGAUGACAUGGUUACGGCAGCGAUGA